Messenger RNA from Cryptomeria japonica (Japanese cedar), 1419 nucleotides. RefSeq lists its product as uncharacterized. The record is from RefSeq and is a predicted model, not a curated record. The transcript is spliced from 4 exons. The coding region runs from base 460 to 960 and encodes 166 amino acids. NCBI's taxonomy places the organism in Eukaryota, Viridiplantae, Streptophyta, Pinopsida, Cupressales, Cupressaceae.
UCGAUAUAUUGAGUCAAACCGCGGGUGGGUAUUCCUCUUCCUAGCUCGUCGCCUUAUAUUUAGAUUGAUUAAAGGCCCUAAACUCUCCUCCUCCUCCUCCCUCCUCCUCCUCCCUCCUCCUGUGUUACCGGCCACCCUAUUUCAUAUCAUCCAUAAGUAGCAGGAGGAGGAAGUGGGGAAUUCAGUGGGGCUCUGAUAACAUACCUAAUUUAUGCCAGUGCUUUGAACGGGGGUUUUUUGGUUCAAGGCAUUUCUGAUUUUCUAGGUGAUUGGGGUUUUCCAGAUCUACACAGAAAAUUAUUAUUUGGGCAUGUGAGGUCUGUUAAGAAGGAGGCUACCGGUAUUUCAAACAGAUCUUCGAAGGCUUUGGUCACCCAGGUACCAAAUCUCAAGAUUAUCAGUUGCAGAAAGUACAGAGUUUGGGAAGAUUUGCAGUUCUUUUCAAAGAACUGAGGAACCAUGUUGCAGUGUGCUGCUCAAAAUAACUUUACAAGCUCAGCAGAAAUGAAGGAAAUGGGCAGGCUAAGAGCUGCAUUAAUGAGGGAAAAAUCUGAUGGAGCAGUCAUAUGCCCGAAACCACGAAGACUUGGAUUGGCAAACCAUCCAACUCCGGAGUUUCCGAAACCCUUGAGAUGGCAUCGCAGCCAUAACCAGGAGUACAGUGAAACAAAUGCUGGAGUAGAGAUUUUGGACAUAGUUCUUAGCAAGAGUGGAUGUGGGGAUCCGUUAAACCUAGGAUGCUCACCACCAUAUUUCUGUGGUUCUCCUCCAAGUCGUGUAGAGAAUCCACUUGUACAUGAUGUGCAGUUCAUUCAUCAGAGAGGGCCAAGCUCACCCUCGCCUCUUUCAAAGCCCAAGUCCUGUGUCAGGGCAUCAUAUGGGUCUAUUCCUGCUGUGCGGGUUGAGGGCUUUGAUUGUUUGGAUAGAGAUACAAGAUGCAGGAUUCCUGCAAUGGCUUAAAUAUAAAUUGCUUCAACAUGCUGAUCUUUACACUGACUGCUGACUAAUCUAUGGGGCAAAUCCGGCAACAGCUUAAGAAUGAUUUGAGUUCUUAACAAUCUUUGUACAUGACUGUAUUCAUAUGAGGGCCUCUUUUAAUGCGUUAGGGUUGUUUGGGGGAUGAAAAGACUGAUUCAAAAGCUUGUGUAGUGAAGCUUUUGAUGUUGUGGUUUGCGAAGUGGGUAUGUUGUCCACUUCGAGCCUCAUCCUAUUGUAUAAGGCUAUAGUGUCUGAAGCCAGUCUUCUUUUCGUUUUUCUUCACUAGGUUUAGAUUUUGUCACCAUGGUGUCCAGAUGCUGUUAUUGUUACUUGCACGGCAAAUCGGAUUGUGAGAGAAGUCUUAGCAGUAAAAUCUUCAGCUAAAGACUUGUAUAUAUCUCCUUAUAAAUACAUAUCAUAGCAAUGGUCAUGUUAAAUUGA